Molecule: messenger RNA, 2274 nt
Organism: Poeciliopsis prolifica (blackstripe livebearer)
Lineage: Eukaryota; Metazoa; Chordata; Actinopteri; Cyprinodontiformes; Poeciliidae
Product: somatostatin receptor type 2-like
Exons: 2
Coding region: 442-1554 (370 amino acids)
Biological process (GO): neuropeptide signaling pathway; cellular response to glucocorticoid stimulus; cellular response to estradiol stimulus
Cellular component (GO): neuron projection; membrane
Molecular function (GO): neuropeptide binding; somatostatin receptor activity
Source: RefSeq, a predicted model, not a curated record
GCUACAUUAAUGACCGCUCUCAGCGUGAAUAUCCUGUUUUAUGUAAGAGUGGGUUAUCUGUUUGCAAUAGAACCCGUCUCCUCGUUCAGAGGUGAGUCUCCUCAGCUCCUCCGCGGCGCUGCUCCUGUGCGUCCUUUUACAUCUCCGCGCCCUCCAACUGGAGACAGUCACGGCGCGCACCAUGCCAGGAGCGCAUCGGAGCAUUGCCUCGUCCUUUCUGUCUCGAGCUCUGCGCAAUACGUUAUGGGAUUGCUAAGAAAAUGACCUAAACUAUUGAGAGUUAUGACUCCUCGAAACCAGUGAAAUAGUUCUGAUGAAUUCCUAAAGGAGAAGAAAAAGAUGACACAUAAGCUCUGAAGAAGUGGCGCAUAUUUUCUGACUGGUGCGACUAAACCCAGCUACAGGUGGGAUGCCGUAAUCAGCUUUGGACAGGGAGACAUCAUGGAGCCCCGGAUGUUCCCAUCAUCCACACCAAACCUAACGGAGCACAUUUUGUGUGACAGCUUCAUGCAGGGGAAUGAGUCCAGCAAUAAUGGAAGCUACGAAAACCCCAGCUUCUAUCAAACCGGCACUGUGGUCAUCACAUGUAUGUACUUUCUAGUUUGCGCUAUGGGACUUUGUGGGAACGCCCUGGUCAUCUACGUUAUCCUGCGCUAUGCCAAGAUGAAGACAGUCACCAACAUCUAUAUUCUCAAUCUGGCGGUAGCAGAUGUGCUCUUUAUGCUAGGACUGCCAUUUAUUGCCAUCCAGCUGGCACUGGUCCACUGGCCCUUUGGGCCUGUGCUCUGCAGGGUCGUUAUGACGGUGGACUCUCUGAACCAGUUCACGUCCAUCUUCUGCCUGAUGGUAAUGAGCAUUGACCGCUACUUGGCAGUGGUGCAUCCCAUAAAGUCUACAAAGUGGCGAAAACCACGCAUCGCUAAAACUAUUAAUUUAGCCGUAUGGGGAGUUUCACUGCUAGUCAAUCUGCCCAUCGUUAUCUACAGUGGUGUGAUUACAAAGCACAAUAGUUGCUUCUGCACCAUUGUGUGGCCAGAACCUCAAGACACCUACUACACAGUUUUCAUGUUCUACACCUUCAUUCUGGGCUUCUUCCUUCCCCUAAUGGUCAUCUGCCUCUGCUACCUGCUCAUCAUCAUCAAGGUCAAGUCUUCAGGCAUCCGAGUAGGCUCCUCCAAAAGGAAGCAAUCAGAACGCAAGGUCACCCGGAUGGUUUCCAUUGUUGUGGCUGUGUUUGUGUUCUGCUGGCUGCCUUUCUACGUUUUCAACGUCACCUCGGUGACAGGUAGCAUCAGCACCACCCCCAUCCUGAGGAGCACCUUUGCCUUCGUGGUGGUUCUAGGAUAUGCCAACAGCUGUGCCAACCCAAUCCUCUAUGCCUUCUUAUCAGAGAACUUCAAGAAGAGCUUCCAGAAUGUUCUCUGCCUUAAAAAGGUAGGAGGGCUGGACGAGGUUGAUCGCAGUGACAGUCGGCAGGACAAAUCUCGCAUGAUGAAUGACCCAACAGAGACCCAGAGUACUUUGCUCAAUGGUGACCUGCAGACCAGCAUCUAGCAAGUUUUACCAACCCAUUUAAGAUGUCCUCUGAAAGGCUUAAAUUAUUAGGCCUCAUUAAACUGAAAAAUACAAGGCACCAUAUCAGUUGGGCUUCUCAGUGUUAUAGAGAACCUAAACAAGAAAUCACAGGUUCAUACAAAUCUCCUUAGUAAGCUAUAAGAGAGUACUUCAUGAAGGAGACCUGAGGGAACAUAACAAGCAAUGACACCUACUUGGCAAAUGGUCCCCUGGGUGACAUGGAUUUUCUCUGGAGACUCAGUAUUAUAUAUGUUGUUUACAACAGAGGACCUGCAUCAAGUUUCCCAGCAAUGUUUGAAAAUUACAAUAGAACAACACAGCACUGUAAAAGAACAUGUAGUUAUUUGAGCUGCCAGUAAUGAUGCCCUGGAAAGUAAAUAUUUCUGUAAAUAGCUGUGCAUAUAAUGGACAAGACAUAAAGAUUGUUUAAAAAUGGACCAAUAUUGUCAUGCAGCUUUUAAUUAUAACCCUAGCUUAGCCGUGUUUAAUGUGAAACAUCCUUCUGUGGCAAAAUGUAAUGAACUUCAGUGCUCUUGUGUUGAUUUUUUUUUUCUGUGGGUAGUUCACUUGUGAUAUACCAAAUGUAAAUGUCAGUAACAUUUGUUUCAUGCAUUAUUGAGGCAAUAGCCCAAUAAAUCUGCAUCUCUGGCAACAUACAUCACAGCGUUAAGCUAGAAAGUUUUUCUUGCUGGUGUUCAU